ACUUGCCCCCCUUUCUCUCCUCCCUCUAUUUCAUCCCCCCCGGGGACCUCUCAUUUCAAUUCUUCUGGACUUUAAUCCUUCUGAUUUGAACAAAGAUUCGAGAUUGAAGUUUUUUAAUUUUCUGUGUGUUUGUUCUUCAAUGGCUGCCGUGCGAGGAUGCGAAACGAAGACUAGUACUCCGGUUGAGCCCAGUUCUGAGGCCGCCAGACGCCGCCGCAUGGAAAUUCACCGGUUCCGAUUCCUCGCCUCCGACGCCGCCGUGGCGCCGCCGCCGCUCGACGGCGGAUUGAAGCGGCAAAGAGCUCCCUCGCCGCCGGAGCCUGAAACGGCAGUGGAAACUGUCACUGAGGAGACGAGUAGUGUGAAGCGACGUAAGGCUUAUGACGAGAAAGUUGAGAGGAGUAAAGAGAUUGAACAAAAUCUAAUCGAGAGAACAGAGCCUGAGGAGAUUAAGGUUUCGGAUCGGCCGGAAUCCUCGUCUUCCUCGGAAGCCGAGCAGGAUUUUGGUUCAGAUUGUCCGAAAUUCGGCAUGACGUCAGUGUGUGGACGGAGACGAGAUAUGGAAGAUGCGGUUGCAGCUCAUCCCUGUUUUAGCAGGAAAUCCCUAGAAAAUUCUAGAAAUAUGCACUUCUUCGGCGUGUACGAUGGCCAUGGUUGCUCGCACGUUGCGAUGAGGUGCAGAGAUCGGAUGCACGAGAUAGUGAGAGACGCGAUGGAGAAAGGGGAGUCCACGUGGCCGGAGAUUAUGUCCCGGAGCUUCUCUAAAAUGGAUCAGGAAAUCACUGAUCUGUCUAACGGAGCCGUCGCCGGCGCCGUCCCACGCUCCGUUUGCCGGUGCGAGUUCCAGACUCCCCAGUGUGACGCCGUCGGAUCCACCGCCGUCGUCGCCGUCGUGACACCCGACCAUAUUAUCGUAUCCAACUGCGGCGACUCCCGCGCUGUUCUUUGCCGGAAUGGCGUCGCUAUCCCCCUCUCCGUCGACCACAAGCCUGAUCGGCCGGAUGAGCUGAACCGGAUUGAAGAAGCCGGCGGGCGUGUUAUAUACUGGGAUGGGCCCAGAGUUCUCGGAGUCCUGGCAAUGUCUCGAGCCAUCGGCGACAAUUAUUUGAAGCCGUACGUUAUAUCGGAGCCGGAGAUAACGAUUACGAAAAGAACGGCGGAGGACGAGUGUCUGAUACUGGCAAGCGACGGGCUUUGGGAUGUCGUGUCGAACGAGACAGCCUGCGGCGUUGCCCGCAUGUGUCUCCAGCAGCGGGGGAAACCUCCGUCGCCGCUGCCGUCGCCGGGAAAUGACGUCACCGUGACGCCAUCCUCCGACAAGGCCUGCUCCGACGCCUCAAUCCUGUUGACGAAGCUGGCGUUGGCACGACACACCGCCGAUAACGUUAGCGUUGUUGUCGUGGAUUUGAGAAACGAUUUAUAAUAAUUAAUUAAUUAUUUACAGAUUUUUAUGUAUAAUUACUUAGUUUUUUAUUGUUUUUUUUUUCUAAUUUUUCAGUGAGGGAUAGAAAGUGUAAAUAGGUGCAAAUUCGUGGGCAAUUGUUUUUUCCCAUGAUUACAAAUCAUUAAAACUUUGUCAAACCUCAAUUAAGUUGAGGAAGUCAAACAUUUCCAGAUUGCAAUCAUACAAUCUUGGACCCUUAUGAGUGGUUGAUUAAGUUAUUAAGGUUUUCUAUUAAAUUUUCUUUUUCUAUGAACAUUGUGCUUUGACCAAUAUGGAUUUGAGCUUCUUAUCAAA
Ipomoea triloba (trilobed morning glory) is the source of this 1738-nucleotide messenger RNA. RefSeq names its product protein phosphatase 2C 37-like. Gene Ontology annotation, biological process: protein dephosphorylation. Bases 140 to 1423 code for a protein of 427 amino acids. Lineage: Eukaryota; Viridiplantae; Streptophyta; Magnoliopsida; Solanales; Convolvulaceae. Gene Ontology annotation, cellular component: nucleus; cytosol. Gene Ontology annotation, molecular function: cation binding; protein serine/threonine phosphatase activity. The record is from RefSeq and is a predicted model, not a curated record. The transcript is spliced from 4 exons.